Molecule: messenger RNA, 916 nt
Organism: Nomia melanderi (Alkali bee)
Lineage: Eukaryota; Metazoa; Arthropoda; Insecta; Hymenoptera; Halictidae
Source: RefSeq, a predicted model, not a curated record
AAUCCUGAUUAUUUUCUUUCUGUCCAAUUUAUUUGGUUUAAAGACUAGGGUAGAAACGAAUUACCGUUCUCUCGUUGAACUCUGCGACCUCCGGUUCAUCUCUGUGUAGACAACUAAAAAAUAAGACAUUCCAAAGCAUUCGAAACAGAAUCACAUGGGCCGAGAUUCGAAUCUGCCCAACCGUCUACUGUUCCACCGACGUUCACCUGUCUCAAAUUUCCCAAAUUGACAAGUGACACCCCGAGUUCCUCCUCAGGGAAUAUUCGACUUUCAAGAAAAUUCUAUGAAGACUUCACCGUGAGCGGCGUCGCUGAUCCACGCGAGUCCUCCUCGAGAUUCUUCGCAGUGCGAUGAGAGCGUUCGUCCGCGGAUCUGGAAAAUGCACGCAAAAACGAGUCAAUGCAUGAAAAGCGAAGGGGACGUGGUGGUGGACACUGGCCACUGUCCAAAGUGUUCGGCGUCCCUCAGGUUCCUCAAGAAAGCCGGCCCGCUGGUGGUCAACGCGAGGCCGGAGCCCGUGAAGGUGGCUGUAAAACCCCCGGACACUGGCUACGCCAUGCAGAUCGUCUCCAUAGGAGUUAGGCCUGACAAUGUCUACGAGGCGAGAAUGCUGCUGGCGCCAGAAGUGGACAUGUCCACUAUCAAGAUCACGGUGAAGGGCAGCAACCUUCGCGUGAACGCAUGCAAGCCGUUGAACGAGCAACUGGCCAGUCAACUGCCGGAGAUCACCGAGAGGUCGGUGCUCGGUGAUCUCGUUAAGAGAACGAUGAGGCACUGCGAGAACCUGCUGAUACCGAGCGACAUCGACGGCGAGAAGGUGCGAGCCGUGGUGGACAAUAAGCAGAGGAUGCUGGUUCUCACGGCGCCCUCGCUGAAACCUAGUAAAGCGAGGAAGAAGUUAAUGACGAAGGGCUGA